GACGUCACUGCAAAGCUGCAAAUCAACAAGGAAGAAGGAAGAAAAUCCGUGUGGAUAAAAUUGUCGUCCGAACGGUGUUAUAUUUGAUUAUUUCCGACAGCGCCAACGGAUUUAUUAAACUGGCCCUUUGACUGGUAAUCUAGAGUAACAGACAGCGAUUUUACAGUAAUCUUAAAGCGAGUUUCCAGCAGCAUUGGACAAGGCUGAUGAUUUGACAGGUGAAACUCACUGUGUUCUAAUAUCAGGUAUCAUCAGUACUCCCAUACAAGAAGCAGAGCUGUCUCUGGUUCAUCAUGACAACAACAUCGGUCUCGGAUGUACCGAUCACAAUCGUCAAAGAGGGCUGGCUCCUAAAACGAGGUGAGUACAUCAAGAAUUGGAGGCCGAGGUACUUCCAGCUGAAAUCCAAUGGAGAAUUUGUUGGGUACAAGGAUAAACCAAAAGGGAAAGGAGAGCAAGAGGCCCUCAAUAACUUCACUGUAAUAAAGUGUCAAAUCUUGAAGACAGAGAAGCCUGCCCCAAACACAUUCAAAGUUCGCUGUUUCCAGUGGACUACCCUCAUUGAGAGAACAUUUUCUGUAUCUUCAAGUGAAGAAAGGGAGUCUUGGGUAAAAGCAUUACAAGGUGUAGCAGAUGCAUUGCACAAACAGGAGCAGGAACAGAAUCAACUGGCCAAGAAUGAAGCAAAUGGAGGUAAAAAUGACAGCAACUCAACAGUGGAUGAUGCUUCAAAACUUAAAGUGACAAUGGAUGACUUUGAGCUGCUAAAAUGCCUAGGAAAGGGAACGUUUGGCAAGGUAAUCCAAGUCAGGGAGAAGAAGACGGGUGAACUCUUUGCCAUCAAAGUUCUCAAGAAAGAAGUUAUUGUACAAAAGGAUGAGGUAGCACACACAUUGACAGAGAACAGAGUCUUACAGAAGACAAGCCACCCCUUUUUAACGUCCCUUAAGUAUUCGUUUCAAACGCCUGAUAGACUCUGCUUUGUGAUGGAGUAUGUAAAUGGAGGUGAACUCUUCUUUCAUUUAUCACGGGAAAGGGUGUUUUCAGAGCACAGAACACGUUUCUAUGGUGCAGAGAUCGUCUCCGCCCUCAGCUACCUUCAUGAACAAAAUGUCAUCUAUAGAGAUCUCAAGUUGGAAAACCUUCUGUUAGAUCAAGAAGGGCAUAUCAAGAUAACUGACUUUGGUCUCUGUAAAGAGGGAAUCUCCUAUGGUGAGGUAACUAAGACAUUCUGUGGAACGCCAGAGUAUCUAGCUCCAGAAAUCCUAGAAGAUAAUGACUACGGGAGAGCAGUAGACUGGUGGGGUACGGGUGUAGUCAUGUACGAGAUGAUGUGCGGCAGGCUACCUUUCUAUAGCAGGGACCAUGAGGUUCUCUUUGAGCUUAUCCUGACAGAAAAAAUCAAGUUCCCCAGCAGAAUCAGUGAAGUUUCCAAGUCUCUUCUCGAUGGAUUGCUGGAGAAAAACCCCAAUAAUAGGUUAGGAUGUGGACCCAAAGAUGCAAAGGAAAUCAUGGAACAUAAAUUCUUUGAUUCAAUCAACUGGGAAGAUCUCUAUGAAAGAAAGAUACGCCCUCCCUUCUUACCUCAAGUGGCACAUGAGACAGAUACAAGAUAUUUUGAUCAGGAAUUCACAUUAGAACCUGCAAAGCUUACUCCACCAGGAGCAGAUACACUUAAUGCCACCCUAAAUGAAGAGCAGGCACAAUUUGAAAAAUUCUCGUACACGGAUGAUCCCACCCUGCAAAAAUGAGUCAAGCAAGCCCAUCUUUCCAACUUCCUUCUACUUGUGAUCCAUCUCGAAGACCUUACCCAAUCUCCACACUCAUUCACUGUCAUCAGAACAUUUCCUCGCCUAUCUCAUUUUGCUCAGAACAUUCUAUCACUAACAUUUCUAUGAAAUGGUCAAUUAGCUUGUUGGAAUAUCAAUGUGGCAGUGCAUGGAUGCUAUUCUGGAAACAGGUCACCAGGGAUACCCAUACAUAAAUGGCUGCAAAAGACUGUGUGGUGAAAGAUACACGCAAGCCAUAUCAUUUUCAGGUAUCAGUUUGGGCCUUCCUUUACAUCCUUCAUUAUUCCUCAUACCUUAUAAGUUCCCCAUUGAAUUAUUGGACUGCUAUGGAUGGAGCAAUGAACCAUUAUUAACAUGUCUGCUGCACCGACUUGCGAUAGCUUGCAAAAUUGUUGACUGAUCUUUGACGUCUGAUAGGCCGUAGAUGAAGAGGAGGGUUAUCCUAGCAACUGAGCAUGAUGAGUUCAGGCCUCAUACUGUGUUGACAUACCAGGAGAAAAAGUGGAGAAAGAAAGUAUGAGCCAGGGUUGCAAGUUGCAACUAUCUUCAAGGAAUAUUUGUGCUGCUUUAUUUUGUGACUGCCAAAAGAAAACAAAGGAAGAAUUGUAGAUUUGUAAUACAAUUGCAUCAUUGGAAAGCACAAGUUAAAUUGUUUUGUCACUAUUUAGAAGAUGGUCUCAUUCUGAUGAAAAAUAUUUUAUGUUCAUUUAAAAGGCUUUAUUACUAAUAACGAUUUGUUCAUUGUAUUGACUUAUAUGGGAGAAAGAUAUCAACGAAAACUGUGAAAUUUUGGAUGUAAUUUUUGUUGUUUUUAGUAAAUUGUACAAAGAAAUAUUCAAAGCAAAUUACUGUAGUCUAAAUUUGCUCACUAUGUUGAAAAUAUGUACAUGAAUAAUGUUAAAAAGUUUAACAUAAAAAAGUUUGACUACAAAAAGUGAUUCUCUGGAUGAAUUAUAUUGAGAGAGAUACUACAAAGUGUAUUCGUUCUUUUGUUUGUGGAAUGUACAGUAUUUGUCAACAAAUUUGAACGUAUAUAU
This is a messenger RNA of Lytechinus variegatus (green sea urchin), 2827 nucleotides long. RefSeq names its product RAC-gamma serine/threonine-protein kinase-like. Gene Ontology annotation, molecular function: ATP binding; protein serine/threonine kinase activity. The transcript is spliced from 14 exons. Bases 294 to 1751 code for a protein of 485 amino acids. Lineage: Eukaryota; Metazoa; Echinodermata; Echinoidea; Temnopleuroida; Toxopneustidae. Gene Ontology annotation, biological process: protein phosphorylation. The record is from RefSeq and is a predicted model, not a curated record.